UUCAUCACAUUUACAUGGUCUCAUCCUAACGACGAUUUCACAGCGAUGACUGUAAUUUUACAAAGAAAUAGCUGCUAGCUACCACCGAGGACAAUUUUAAUCACGUUAUCUUCCGUCAACCGCGUUGAUUGGACUUGGCUAAUAACUGCGUUAGCUGUGUGACGUCCACUCGUUUCAUUUUAACGCAUGGGAUCUGACUAUUUACUGGCCCUCAAGCUACUGUUUUCGCAUCGGAUAAUGCUAACAAUGAAGGUCAAUUUGAAGGUCCCCAAAGCCCGAGGACGUUCCAGAUAACCUCCUUCUGCCUUUGAGGAAGAGCAGCCGCACUUUGGAUAUUUAUGGUCUUUAACCGUGCCUCUUUGAGAGCAUCAAAAUCAUUAAGAAACCCUGUUGCAGUCAAUAACAUCAACCAGCACCAGGCAUCGACCACCGUUCACUGCGGCUCUUGGAAGAUCAGCGUUGUGUUUAUGUCUUUGUUUUGCGAAAACGAGCUGUUGCGCAGCCGUUGGAACCUGUGUGGUGGAAAUCUAGACUUCAAGCAAGGAGCUUGCAGCCACAGCGGCACAGCGUUUUUCAUGUCAGAGACCGAGCACGCUUGCAGUCGUUUAUGUCAUCCCCUCUUUUCCAGACAGAAGAUCCCGAAAAAUCCCCAACCAAGAUCCUUUUAUCUUACUGAUAGUGCUAACAUCCAGCCAAAAUGUCUGUCAACGUCAACCGCAGCGUGUCAGACCAGUUCUAUCGCUACAAGAUGCCCCGUCUGAUUGCCAAGGUUGAAGGCAAAGGGAAUGGAAUCAAGACGGUCAUUGUCAACAUGGUUGAUGUUGCAAAGGCUCUGAACAGGCCUCCAACAUACCCGACCAAGUUUUUUGGUUGUGAACUCGGCGCUCAGACCCAGUUUGAUACCAAAAACGAUCGUUACAUCGUCAACGGAUCCCACGAGGCGAACAAGUUGCAGGACAUGCUUGAUGGGUUCAUCAGAAAAUUUGUGCUGUGUGCCGAGUGUGACAACCCUGAAACUGAUCUGCAUGUCAAUCCCAAGAAACAAACUAUUGGUACUUCCUGUAAGGCCUGUGGAUACCGCGGCAUGCUAGACACCAGACACAAACUCUGCACAUUCAUCCUCAAAAACCCACCUGAGAGCAAUGAUAGUGGAUCUGCAUCUGUGAAGAAAGAGAAGGAGAAGAAGAACCGCAAGAAGGACAAGGAGAACGGCUCUGGCAGUGGCGAGGCUGGAAACCAUGACAACUUUGAUGCUCCCGAGGCUGUGGAUCGAGAUGACGAUGAUGAAGACUGGGCAGAGGAGACUACAGAGGAGGCACAGAGGCGGAGGAUGGAGGAGAUCAGCGAUCACGCCAAGAACCUGACGCUCAGCGAGGACCUGGAGAAACCCCUGGAGGAUAGGGUCAACCUCUUCUACAGCUUUGUGAAAAACAAAAAGGAAAGCGGAACGAUUGACGCAGCUGAUAAAGAGAUCUUGGCGGAGGCAGAGCGCCUGGAUGUGAAGGCCAUGGGCCCGCUCAUCCUGAGCGAACUGCUGUUCAACGAAAACAUCCGUGACCAGAUCAAGAAGUACAAACGUCACUUCCUGCGUUUCUGCCACAACAACAAGAAAGCCCAGAAGUAUCUGCUGGGAGGUUUUGAGUGUGUCGUGAAGCUGCAUCAGGUCCAGCUCCUGCCACGUGUUCCCAUCAUCCUCAAAGACCUGUACGACGCUGACCUGCUGGAGGAGGACGUGAUUUUCGCCUGGGCAGAGAAGGUUUCUAAGAAGUACGUCUCCAAGGAACUUGCCAAAGAGAUCCAUGCCAAGGCCGCUCCUUUUGUCAAAUGGCUGAAGGAGGCAGAGGAGGAGAGCGAGGGUAGCGAAGAAGAGGAGGAGGAAGAUGAUGAGAAUGUUGAGGUGGUGUACUCGUCCUCUGCCCGCGAGCUCAAAGUGGAGACUGUGAAACCAGACACGCCAGAGAAAGAAGAGGACGACAUUGACAUCGAUGCGAUCUGAGAGACUCGAGUGAUGAUGCUUUUCCUGACUUGCGGCUUUGACUCACGAUGCCCUGCACUAGCUAAAUGGCUGGCCUUUUCCCUCCUUUACUACCUGUCCCACCACCAGCCCUCUCUGCGAUCCCUUCUCCGCUUAGUGGCAUGAUUUAACAUAGCGCUUUAUCUGCUGCACAUUAACGCUGUCAUUUUGAAGUGUAUUCAGUUGAUGAAAUGAAGUCUCUUUUGGGGGUUUUAAUCACGGGUGAUUUGGGAAUUUUGUUUUGACUGCACUUUUUUUUUUUUUUUCUUCUUUUGGUCCUUGUAUUUUUCCAGUCAAUAAAGAAUGAAUGUUUUGCUAUCCAGCACAUUUGACUGUUUCAUCUGUGAGAUUGGACAGUUUUUCUCUGGUAGGUGAUUAACAGAGAAUCUGAGGGGAAACCUCUUCCCUUAAAUGUUGUGCUGUGAAGCCAGAUGUUUUCUAUAUCAUAAAUAAAAUAACAUAAUUGUUAAAUCAUUAAAAAAAAAAA
This is a messenger RNA of Maylandia zebra (zebra mbuna), 2501 nucleotides long. RefSeq names its product eukaryotic translation initiation factor 5 (gene eif5). Lineage: Eukaryota; Metazoa; Chordata; Actinopteri; Cichliformes; Cichlidae. Gene Ontology annotation, cellular component: cytosol. Gene Ontology annotation, molecular function: GDP-dissociation inhibitor activity; eukaryotic initiation factor eIF2 binding; translation initiation factor activity. The record is from RefSeq and is a predicted model, not a curated record. Gene Ontology annotation, biological process: translational initiation; formation of cytoplasmic translation initiation complex.